AUGAAAGGGUCUAAAGCUAAACCCUCUGGAGCCUCGGAGAAGCCUGGCAACUCGAGUGGGAAGAAACCCACCCGGAAAGGCAGGCUAAACGAAUGUAGCUUUCCCACCAAAAGGGGACGUAGACCCCUGAUGGUGGGAGCAAAACCUAAAUUUGACUACUGUAGGGAUGGUUGCAGCAGUCAAAUGUAUACAAAGUUCUGCUGUCAGGAUGUGGUGGCGGUGCAUGUCCAGAUCCCAGCGGGGAAGAGUGAUGGUGGAAUGGAGUUCGUUGCCUGCUCAGCAUAUUUCCCGGGAGACAAGACAGCAGAUCUACCUCCUCCAAAGAAAGUCAGAGAAGUAAUCUCCUUCUGCAAGAGGAAAAAUCUACAGCUGGUGAUAGGAUGCGACGCCAACGGCCACAACGAGGCAUGGGGAAGCACGGACAGGAAGCAACUUCAGAGGAAAGAGGUUUUAGACAUUACGGUCAGCUCCAACUAUUUGAGCAACAGGAUAUCCAACUGGAGGGUAUCAUCUGAGCCAUCGUGCUCGGAUCACAGACACAUACAGUUUGAAAUAAGCGUAGGUGAAAGAACUCUCCUGCAAUAUAGGGAUCCAAAGUGCACAGAUUGGGAAGGAUACAACCGCUCAGUCGUAUAUCUGCUGGAAUCCACAAUUGCAAAAGUGAGAGAUCGCAAUGAGAUCGAGAUUGCGGCGGAACAACUGCGGUGUGCAAUCAUAACGGCUUAUAGUGAAAACUGUCCACUUAAAACAAAGAAGGAUAAUAGGAAGUCCUCUUGGUGGAACAACAAACUGGACAAAAGAAGAAAAGAAGUUCGACAGCUCUUUAAUCGCGCUAAAGUGUCAGGGAAUAGGGCUAUACCUGACGUCGAUCGCCAGCCUAAAAUUAACGACGACUCAAGCAAUGAAAACGGACAGGAUCAAACUGCUCUACUGUCUGGACCGCCAACCAAUCUACAGAUAAACAGGAAGGCUUCCAGGAGAGCAGAAACAACAAAAAGGAUGAAAUGGAGUAGAGAAAUGAAUCUUAAUGUCAUAAGGACUUACCUACUCGUAAAUGAAUGUAGAGAUGAUCCUUUACCAGAACAAAAUCUAGUGGAUAGAAAAAGAACAAUAAUCAGAAAUAACUACCUUACACAGACCGAUAUAGAUCAAUUACGUAGAGAUGUGGGAAACGAGUUAAAUUUAAUAAACGAGGUCGCCGAAUAUCAAAAUUUAGACGUAACUGAAACAGACACAACGCGACAAAGCUUGCCCAGUCAAAACAACCCAACUGAUGAAGAAGAAGAGGUCACCCAAAAACUCCUAAGCAACUUUGAGCUAUUCCGAGGUUCUGAUCCAUCAAACAGGCCUUCAAUACCUAAACUAAAAUUCAAUAACCUCACUUCCAGAUUUGAAAAUCUCACGGAUAUUCACACCGCUAUAUAUGCGACAGCUGUUACUGUCAUUGAGCUCAAUGGCCAAAAAAUACUUGAAAGAACUUCAAUUCCACCAAAACCAACUAAAGUAAAACCAUCCUGGCAAAGACGCCUUGAAACAAAACUGAAUAAGCAGGAUCCAGAGUUUCGAGAAAAACUAAUAACAUAUCAAGACGAAUUAAGACAAAAACUUCAGGUCAAGGGAGCAAGGUUGCGUCGUUAUAAUGAAGCAUCAAAGCGGAAACAACAGAAUAGAAAUUUCCAAGCAAACCAGAGGGCUUUUUAUCGAAACUUUGAUACCACUAACAGAAUCUCAAGCGAGGAGCAUGUUGACCAACAGAGAUUUGAAAAAUACUGGCAGGAUAUAUGGUCUAACCCAACUCAUUUCAACCAGCAAGCACCAUGGAUUGAUCAGGUGGAAGAAAGUACCAAUGACUAUCAGGAAAUGGUGGAUAUCCAAAUUGAGGAAAAUGACAUUAAGUCAUGCAUCGUAAAAACUUCGAACUGGAAGGCAACAGGACUAGAUAAAAUACAUAAUUUCUGGCUAAAACAUCUUACCUGUAUCCAUUCUCUCUUGGCCAAGUUUUUUACCAAUGUUCUUCGAGAUCCAGAUGAAUUCCCAGAAUUCCUUGCGCAAGGUAUCACCUACUUGUUACCAAAAAAAGGUGACAUGAAGGAUCCAAAAAACUACAGACCAAUUACAUGCCUGUCAGUAUUUUAUAAACUACUCACAGCAAUAGUUCAUAAGAAAAUCUACGAGCAUUGCCAAUUGAACAACUUGAUCGCUGUCGAGCAAAAGGGAUGCAUAAAAAAUAGCCUUGGAUGUAAGGAGCAACUCACAAUUGACGCCAUUAUUAUGAAGCAAGCCGAAACAAAAUGUCGAAAUCUCAGCAUGGGUUACAUAGACUACAGAAAAGCCUUUGAUUCUGUUCCUCACGAUUGGCUUUUGAAAGUCCUUGAAUUAUAUAAAAUCAACCCAAAUAUAAUUACAUUCCUUAGUCACAUCAUGAAGAAAUGGAAAUCGCAAAUACUCUUAAAUAACCGCUAUAUGACAACUAUAAACAUCAGAAAGGGUAUAUUUCAGGGUGAUUCACUCAGCCCACUAUGGUUCUGCUUAGCGCUAAACCCACUGUCACAUCUGUUGAACCAAUGUAAAUCAGGAUAUAGACCUGACUUAAAGGAUAGCAUCAACAUCAGCCACCUAUUAUUUAUGGACGAUAUAAAGUUAUACUCUGAAUCCAACAACAACUUGAAAUACUUACUUAAAACUGUUCAAAUAUUUAGCGAUGACAUCAGGAUGGAUUUUGGAAUGGAUAAAUGCGCUGAGAUACAUAUACGAAAGGGUAAGAUUGCUGAACUACCAAAUGAAGAAGUACUAUUCCACCAACUGACAUCAGAUGAAAGCUACCAUUAUCUAGGGAUACAACAAAACAAGAGAAUCGACCAUACUCGUUUAAAAAAGGAAUUCAAAAUCAAAUACAAGAGCAGGCUUACUAAGUUACUUAAUACCAAAUUAAAUGCAAAAAACCUUAUUACUGCAAUAAAUACCUACGCUGUUCCUAUUUUGACCUACUCUUUCGGUAUACUAAAAUACUCAGACACUGACCUGAGAAACCUUGAUAUCUUAACCAGAACCACAUUCACAAAAUUCAGAAUACAUCAUCCCAAAAGUGCCACUCAGAGGUUGUAUUUACCUCGAAAAGAGGGAGGUAGGGGACUAACUAAUAUAACUGAACUAUGUAGAUCACAGGAGAAAAAGAUGCGAGAGUACUUCCAUUGUUCUAACCACCCAUUAUUGAGAAAAAUCGCUAAAUGUGACACAAACUUUACCCCACUUAACCUUCACUGUCCCGAAGACAUUAUAGACGACCACAGACGAAAAGAAGAAAUGCACCUAGAAUGGCAAAAUAAAGUGCUACAUGGAAAAUAUCCUACGGCCUUAAACGAUCCAACUGUUGACAAAGCAUCAUCGCUGCUGUGGUUAACUAAGGGAAAUCUUCAUGCAGAGACCGAAGGAUUCAUCAUAUCUGUUCAAGAUGGGGUGAUCCGUACCAGGAACUAUGAAAGAUAUAUUCUCAAAAAUACAGAGAUUGUGGAUGUUUGUAGGGUAUGUCAUAGCUUCGGUGAAACAAUAGAGCAUGUAAUUGGGGGAUGCUCAGGAUUAUCAAACUCUGCAUACUUGGGAAGGCAUAACCAGAUUGCAAAAAUUAUCCAUAGGCAACUGGCAAUUCAAUACCGGCUAAUAGAUAACCCUCCACCAUACUAUAAGUAUCUGCCUGCUGCAGUGCUGGAAUCGGACAACACUGUUUUAUACUGGACAGGCCAAUAA
Molecule: messenger RNA, 3744 nt
Organism: Sitophilus oryzae (rice weevil)
Lineage: Eukaryota; Metazoa; Arthropoda; Insecta; Coleoptera; Curculionidae
Exons: 7
Coding region: 1-3744 (1247 amino acids)
Source: RefSeq, a predicted model, not a curated record